AUGGCCGAUACAUCUAUCGAACAACACCCGGGUGCUGAGCAAAGUCAUGCACUGCAAGAGCCACCAAAAAUAUCCCCGAGCAAUGACAGCUUGGACGCUAGUCCACAAGCUCGUGAUGCUUAUUCUCCACCCACUGGUAUAAGCUACACGGCAACGUCUGCUCUUCCUGCGCGAAUGCAGACUGAAGCAGGCUUCUACAAGACCUUCAUCGUUGAGGUUGUCAUAAAUGGAGUGUAUGACCAAGCUUCAAACUCCAACAAGAUCAAGAAGCCGAACUGGCCUCGGGGAAACUUUGAUGGCAACACAUACAUCGACUCACCAAGCCCAUUUGUCCAUAAUGAUGGGCAGAGUACAUACAUGUGGUACAAAGAAACAGACCAGAAUGCCUACCUGGCUUUCAACAUCAAGUCCCAUAAGUACAUCUUUGUCGAUCCAACGCUGCCCAUCAGAGCACUCUAUUUCCCCCAAAUCUUCCAGGACCCUAGCUAUCCAGGCUUCAGCAGACUUGGAACCAUUCAGUUUCACAAGUUCUCUGCACAAGGUCUGACCCUAAAGAACUACUGGGACAAUGAACCCAUUCAUUUAGACAUCACCAACGGCCGGGGACUGGGUUACUCUGGAGCAGCUCUAUGCUUGAAUGUCCUGUCAAUCAUGGCAGCACUGUGCAUUCCGGAUGAUAGGGUCGCUCGCCGCGCUGAUGGCACGCAUAUCUGCUUCGAUUCUAUUUGGCUGCUUCGAGAAGCAGCCUCGCUCAGUGUGGCAGACAACUCUGUUAGUCAAUGGGAUUCAGGAGACUUCCACAGACAGGGAAAGGAUUGGACGUCGAUAAAUGAAGGGAUUCGCUUUGUUUAUGCUCCUCUUGAUAAGCCUGCAUGGUCGAACUUUGUCAAGCAGAUCGUCGGAGCGGGGUUGGGUCUGAUUCCUAUCCUAGGCCCUCUCCUAGCACUGAACUGGGACAUCAUAUACUCAUACUUGGAUGACCCGGCAGGAUUUGCUGAGUAUGCUCAUAUCGGCAAAGAAUGGUUGUCUAUCUUGAAGCUCCAGGCAGCAGAACUCAAGAAGGCAAUCAAGUAG
Messenger RNA from Fusarium fujikuroi IMI 58289, 1074 nucleotides. RefSeq lists its product as uncharacterized. Lineage: Eukaryota; Fungi; Ascomycota; Sordariomycetes; Hypocreales; Nectriaceae. The record is from RefSeq and is a predicted model, not a curated record. The coding region runs from base 1 to 1074 and encodes 357 amino acids. The transcript is spliced from 2 exons.